This is a messenger RNA of Prorocentrum cordatum, 798 nucleotides long. The record is from the annotation of a GenBank genome assembly. NCBI's taxonomy places the organism in Eukaryota, Dinophyceae, Prorocentrales, Prorocentraceae.
AUGCUUGCCUCAUCCAACAAGUGCGGCCAAACAGCUUUGGCUCUGGCGUGCCAGCGGAGGCUGGAUGAGUUGGACAAGGGCCCUCCACCUGAGCCACCUUUGGAGUCUCGCCUGUCCAAGGCCCGCUGGGCUCUCACGCAUCAGGACGCCAAGCUCAAAAAGGCCAUGGACAAAUAUCACAAGUGGCAGCAGGACCUGGAGCAGCACUGGGCGCACGUGGAAGAGCGUAAGUCCCAAUUGGAUGCACUCCAGGCGGAGUACGACAAGCUCGCCGCCUCUGUUCGCCCCACUGCGACGGCACCCGACCCCAAGCCCACGCUGUCCCUAUCCGCGCUCCUGGAGGACAAGCUCGACGGUUUCAUCAUUGAUGUUGGAGAUGUCUUCGCCAUGGGCGGCGAGGAAGGUGCAGUGCUGGGGUUCAAGAACACAUUCAUGACUUCCUCCUUCAGGCACCUGGCCCUGAAUCAAGCCCAGCAGGUUGGCAUGCGGGACCUCUCAUCUACCAAGGGAAACAUCGAUUUCUUUGACUUUGUCCCUGUGGUCUGGCACAUCCAGGGAGUCUCUCUCUGUUUGGUCUCCGCAUACUUGACCUCUAGCAUAGGCCUGAAAGGAGUUAACCUGCAGAAGUUGGCCAUCCUCGGGAGUUUCAUCACGAGUCUGGACAUCCCGUGGGCCAUCUUCGCUGAUUGGAACGUUCCUCCUUCUACGCUCAUGCAGUCGGGCUGGCCCACGAUGCUGGGAGGCGUCCCCGUCAUUCCCACGGACGUGGACUACACUUGCACUAUUGGGUCAGGCGCG